AUGUUCAAGCGUAACGGAUGGGUCUCGGGUGCCACAUUCACACUCAACGGAACGAACAUAUCCGAGUGCACCAGAUACGUUUACCUGGGUCUGGAUAUAAACAUGAAGAACGACAUGAACUCCGAGCUGGGCAGGAGGAAACGAGCGGCUUGGGGAGCGUAUAACAGCAUCGAGCAUGUAGUGAGGAUGACCAGGAACACCCGGCUCCGUGCUCACCUCUUCAACACCACAGUAUUUCCUACUUUAACCUGUGCUUCAAAAACUUGGGCAGUUCGCAAGCAGGAAGAAAAUGCGGUGAGCGUCAUUGAACGCGCAAUUGAGAGAGUGAUGCUAGGAGUAUCCCGCUUCACGCAUGUGAGCGACAGGCUUCGAAGUUCUGUCCUACGUCAACGAUCGAGGAUGAGAGACGCCGCCGCAUUUGCCAAGUACAGCAAAAUAAGGUGGGCCGGAUACGUUAUGCGCUUCAAUGACAACCGUUGGGCCAGAGCCGUGAGCGACUGGGUUCCACGUGAUAUUAAGCGCACUACGGGAAGACCGCCGACCCGAUGGUCAGACUUCUUCACAGCCUCUUCACGUCUUUGA
This is a messenger RNA of Necator americanus (New World hookworm), 582 nucleotides long. RefSeq lists its product as uncharacterized. Lineage: Eukaryota; Metazoa; Nematoda; Chromadorea; Rhabditida; Ancylostomatidae. Bases 1 to 582 code for a protein of 193 amino acids. The record is from RefSeq and is a predicted model, not a curated record. The transcript has a single exon.